AUUAUAAAAACUGAAAAUUAAAAAACAAAUGUAACUAUCUGUCAAAUUUAUGACAACGAUGCCAUCUAAAGAUCAUAAAUAUUUUUACACAACGUGAUUCGCAAAAAAUCCACAAUAUGGUUCAAUUAUUAAAACACAUCGUUAUAAGACUCAAGUCAAUCAAGAGUAUAAAGAAAAUAACGAAGACGAUGAAAAUGGUGUCGGCUAGCAAAUUCACACGAGCAGAGCGGGAGCUAGAGGCAGCUCGGCCCUUCGGUUACGGGCCCCGCAAGUUCUACGAGGGCACCAAGCUGGUGAAGGGCAACGUGGACGCGGAGGAGUUCGCGCUCUACAGCAAGGAGGACAUACCUAAGAAGACCGCACACCGGCUGCAGCUGAUCGAGCGGCCGGAAGACAAGGGCAAGAAGAUCAAGAAGAUACACGUGGCCGUCACAUCAGACAGAGGGCUAUGUGGCGGCGUGCACACCGGCAUCGCGCGACGUAUCCGGCGAGAGUUAAAGAACGCCGAGCCCGAGAUCAACAAGCUGGUAUGCAUCGGAGAAAAGGCGCGCGGGAUGUUGUAUCGCACCUUCCCGCAAAGCAUGCUCAUCAGCAUCAAAGAUAUCGGCCGAGUGCCGCCAGUGUUUUAUGACGCGGCGCUGGUGGCCGCCGCCAUCGCCGAGUCGGGCUACUUGUAUGAUGUGGGCGAAAUAUUCUACAACAAGUAUUUCUCUCCCGUCAAGUACGAGCUCUACGUCAUACCGUUUUUCAACAAAGUGCGCAUUGAGACCGCACCAAAUAUGCACGCGUUCGACGAAGUCGACGACGAGGAGCUGACAUGCUAUUUGGAGUGGACGCUGGCGGCAUUGCUAUUCUUCGCGAUAAAGGAGAGCGCCGCGGCGGAGCAGUCGUCGCGCAUGUCUGCUAUGGACAACGCCACCAAGAACGCGGACGACAUGACCGACCACCUCACGCUCGUCUUCAAUCGCACGCGCCAGGCAGUCAUCACCCGGGAACUCACCGAAAUCAUCUCCGGCGCCGCUGCACUCAAGAACGUCUGAUAUCAUAACAGUCUAUUUAUAAAUUGAUUUAGAGAUCAUCUACAGGAGGCGAGCGUGUCCUGGAGAGCUGCGGGGAGCACGGUGUCGCUGUAGCACAAGUAUUCAGGUGAGUGCCACCCACAAGUGGCAGUGUUCACACUUUCACUCAACCACUAAACUGUGUACCUGCUAUGAUUUCGUUCCGCGCAGGCAAUUUUUUUAAAAUAUGUGUCAAUAGAUAUUUGGUAUAUGAAACUAAUCAAUUUAAAAUAAAA
This is a messenger RNA of Manduca sexta (tobacco hornworm), 1294 nucleotides long. RefSeq names its product ATP synthase subunit gamma, mitochondrial. Gene Ontology annotation, biological process: proton motive force-driven ATP synthesis. The record is from RefSeq and is a predicted model, not a curated record. NCBI's taxonomy places the organism in Eukaryota, Metazoa, Arthropoda, Insecta, Lepidoptera, Sphingidae. Gene Ontology annotation, molecular function: proton-transporting ATP synthase activity, rotational mechanism. The transcript is spliced from 5 exons. Bases 117 to 1040 code for a protein of 307 amino acids.